GUGCGCUUUUAUAGCGUAGCGAAGAGCAGCGCAUGCAGUCACGCAGGCACAUCAUACGCGUGACAUCAAUAUAACAAGUCUCCGACGUCUCCAUCUCAUUGUCUCGCCUUGAUCAGUCAGUGUCAGCGAGCUACACAGCUCGUGUAGUAAGCAGAGCCAGCCUCACUAUUUUGCAGACGCCAAUUAGUGCAACAAAGAGCACAAACAUUCCCAAUUACACAAUCGCGCCAAAGGCCGCACAGCUGGUCGUCAUUGUACUCUCGGUCUCAAGAGCUCAAAGUAGCAUGCAGGUGCGUCGAAUGAGAUGCCUGCCAUGUCAAUGGUGUCACGCCAAGCUUCUGAGUCGGCCGGUCCUUCAAAGCCCAGAAGUCAGGUCAUCGAGUCCCUUUACACUGCUGGCACGUCGCUCGGCUUUGCCUUAUAUGAGGAAUAGAGAUUGCACUCCUGCCGCUGUUUGGCGAUUAUUCAUCUCCGCUUGUCCUGAACCAGCCAGCGUCUACGUUCGAUGUUUGCUGUCUACGACGCAAAUCAAGUUAAUAAAGGCUGCAAAGCUAGCUUUGAAAGUGGCAAAGUUAGCUCGCCUCUCAUCAGAUCGGAAGGCAGCCAACGUUGGCAUCCCAGCCCUGCGCAAAGUCAACAUGAAUUUCGCAUUGCAAUCGCUCAGCUUACACAGUUCUUAUCGGCGAUGCAUUGGGCGUGCGUCUGGUGCCAGCAAUAGAGAUUGUUUCGAUACGCCUAGCCAAUAUGACGAACGCAAAGAGAACCACGACAAGACUAGCAAAGAGGAGCGAUGCAGUCAUCCUGGCACAUGAGACGUGUGACACCAUGGCAUCAAGUCUCCGUCUGCUCCUGCCGCAUGCAGCGGUAUACCCAUGGCUUGAUAUGAUCGUCUCGUCCAGCAUCAGCGAUGGCUAUGCGCCGAGUUGGUCUGGGCUGCUCUGCUUGGGCUCAGUCGCUAUAGCCGGGACGGACAUCGUGUUUGUUGGUCGAUCAGGUACACCGUUGCCGCUGCAGUGAUUACGGAUCUCGUUCUGAUUGUGUGCCCGCCCUUGUGGCAUCG
This is a messenger RNA of Mixia osmundae IAM 14324, 1060 nucleotides long. RefSeq lists its product as uncharacterized. Lineage: Eukaryota; Fungi; Basidiomycota; Mixiomycetes; Mixiales; Mixiaceae. The transcript is spliced from 3 exons. The record is from RefSeq and is a predicted model, not a curated record. Bases 285 to 812 code for a protein of 175 amino acids.